UAAUUUUCCUGUCAGUUCCUGGUUUGUAAUUGUACAAUUUGUUACACACCGCAAUCUGCAACUGCACCGCUGACCACAUAACAAUCAAUGCAUCCAGUUUAAAAAAGGAAUAGAGUCCUACUUGUGAUGUGGUAAUAGUAUUGUUAUCUGCUUUUGUAAAUUUAUAUAAAUUUCGCAAAAAAACCAAGCUCUAGACUCAACCUCUAAACUCGAUUGAAUCUGUCACAAGGAGGUUAUGUAAACCUAACCUUCAAAUUAAUGAACGAGGCGAUAUUUGGAAAAUUUCGUUUAAAACGUUUUAAGCCUUGUAAAAUACAAUGUCAACUCUUAUUUUACGCACCCUUUUGUCAACACGAAUUUUAGCAAAGGGAAGACAAAUAAGCACGAGCAGAUUAUUAUCAGGGGAUCUUAACAAACUCUCACCGCCCAAGAAAAAAGUACCGGAUUCCAAGAAAAUAGGCAUAUCAUGGAAAACAGUAGCUAUUGGUGCAGUAACUGGUGGUGCUUUCUUAUCAUACAUGUAUUAUUUAAGAGACGAGAAAGAGGUGAAAAUACAGCGUGAAAGGAGGCGCGCUCUUGGGAAAGCAGAAAUUGGAGGAAAAUUCGAACUGGUCAGCUCUGAUGGAAAACUUGUAAAAUCAGACGAUUUUCUUGGCAAGUGGGUACUGAUAUACUUCGGAUUCACGCAUUGUCCUGACGUUUGUCCGGAUGAACUCGAAAAAUUGGCACUAGUCGUCGACACAUUGGAGAAUGAACACAAACUUAAAGUUCAACCAGUAUUUAUCUCCGUCGACCCAGACAGAGAUACGCCAGAACUUGUAGAUAAAUACACGAAGGAAUUUUCGAGCAAACUAUUGGGACUUACUGGCACGAAAGAACAAGUUGCUCAGGCUUGUAAAGCUUAUAGAGUUUACUUUAGCAAUGGACCCAAAGAUGUAGAUAAUGACUACAUUGUGAGUAAAGAUUUAAAGCAUUUCAUAAAUUUAGGUAUCUGA
This is a messenger RNA of Belonocnema kinseyi, 995 nucleotides long. It is a transcript of the gene Scox, whose product is annotated as protein SCO1 homolog, mitochondrial. The record is from RefSeq and is a predicted model, not a curated record. NCBI's taxonomy places the organism in Eukaryota, Metazoa, Arthropoda, Insecta, Hymenoptera, Cynipidae. Gene Ontology annotation, biological process: mitochondrial respiratory chain complex IV assembly. Bases 318 to 995 code for a protein of 225 amino acids. The transcript is spliced from 3 exons.